AUGUUCUUUGUAAGAUUAAGGAGCUUUCCCUUUCUUCCUAAUCCCUCUUUUCUUCGUAACUUUCACUCUCACUCUCAACCCCAUUCAUUUCACAAUCCUGGUGACGCCGUCUCACACUUCAAUCGCAUGCUUCAAAUGCGUUCUACCCCACCCAUCUUCGAAUUCGGCAAGGUUUUAACUUCCCUUGUCAAGAUGAAGCAUUACUCCACCGCUAUAUCCCUUUCUCGCCAAAUGGAAUCUAGUGGAAUUGCGCCAAACAUUGUUACUCUCAACAUCCUCAUCAAUUGCUACUGCUACCUAGGUCAAACCACUUCCGCAUUUUCUGUAUUGGCCAACAUUCUCAAGAGGGGUUUUCAGCCAACUACCAUCACCUUCACUACUCUUAUCAAAGGUCUCUGUCUUCACGGAAAUGUUCACAGAGCUCUGCAAUUUCAUGAUGUCGUGCUGGCCCAGGGGUUUCAGUUGGAUCAAGUCAGUUACGGGACCUUGAUCAAUGGGCUAUGUAAAAUUGGGGAAACAAGAGCUGCUUUGGAGUUGCUUAUGUGGAUUGAAGGGCGAGGGAUUAAACCUAAUGUGGUAAUGUACAACACCAUCAUUGAUAGCCUUUGUAAAGAUAAACUUGUUGUUUUUGCUGUUGCUGCCAAAAGCGUGACCAAAACCUUAAUUGGAAGAACAAGGUUUGUGCUUUCUGUGCUUGUUGAUUUGACUGGAACAAAUGAUGAUGAUAAACCGUGGGUCAAAUGUUUCAGCUGA
Lotus japonicus is the source of this 753-nucleotide messenger RNA. Its product is annotated as putative pentatricopeptide repeat-containing protein At1g12700, mitochondrial. NCBI's taxonomy places the organism in Eukaryota, Viridiplantae, Streptophyta, Magnoliopsida, Fabales, Fabaceae. The transcript is spliced from 2 exons. The coding region runs from base 1 to 753 and encodes 250 amino acids. Gene Ontology annotation, molecular function: protein binding. The record is from RefSeq and is a predicted model, not a curated record.